CAGCAGAAGCAGCAAUCGGAAAUGACAGACAAUCACCAUCACCAUUCCCGUAGUGGAGAAAGUAAGCAGGAGUUGGACCUGACCCUCAGGUUAGGAUUACCAUAUGACGUCAGUGAUCGCAAAAGUCUUAACCCCAUUGACAGCAUUCUGAUCAACUCCGUCUUCAUAAGCCCUCAAGAUCGAUACCCUAUUAAUCUCAACUCAAAUGUCUCUCUCACUCACCAGCCCGCCCUCGCCAUGGAUUGGUGUGGCAAGGUACUUGGAGUUGGAGGCCAUCAUAAUGUUUGCUCCGAACCUAGGCGCGGGAUUAAUAAUACCGUCCAAAAUUCAUAUUGGACAUUAGCGAUGAGAAGCCAAACCCAUCUCAAGCUCAACUCCUCAAAUGGAUUGGUUGGAGACUACACCAAAAGUUACAAAAAUGCAUUCCCACCACCACCAAAAAUGAACGUCGACUAUAUCCUCCUAAACCCCUCUGCAAGAAGAUCCCAUCGCAGGCCUGGUGGCUCCAUGCGGAGGAGGAGCAUGCGCCAUCAGCGGCAUCAGGUGGUGGAGGAUCCAAACAAGAGAUGCACCAAUUAUAACUGUGCCACCCGUACCACUCCAAUGUGGCGCAAAGGUCCUCUUGGCCCCAAGACCCUGUGUAACGCCUGUGGAAUCAAGUAUCGCAAGCAAGAAGAGAAGAGGAAAGAGAAGGAGGAGGCUAAGCAAGCUGCUAAGGAGGCAGCGGAGAAAGCUGUUGCUGCUCGUGCCGCCAACAUUUGAGUCUUAAUGGUCGCAGUAUCCCCGAAGUGACAACUCAAGCUCUUCUUUUUGUUAUUAACUAUGUUUAAUUUGGAGUUUGAACAUUACAUUUUUGCUUUCCAAUGUUAUUUUUCCUUUCCUUCUCUGGUUAUCAAUUCUGCUUUUGUACUUCCGGUAUUGCAAUUUUACAAUAGCAUUGCUGUGUCUCUUUGCCAUGGGAUGCUCGAGAACAUGAGUAGCAUUCCAAUAAUUUAAUUAGAUGACAUUCUU
Molecule: messenger RNA, 1011 nt
Organism: Ziziphus jujuba (common jujube)
Lineage: Eukaryota; Viridiplantae; Streptophyta; Magnoliopsida; Rosales; Rhamnaceae
Exons: 3
Coding region: 22-762 (246 amino acids)
Biological process (GO): regulation of DNA-templated transcription
Molecular function (GO): sequence-specific DNA binding; zinc ion binding
Source: RefSeq, a predicted model, not a curated record